Zonotrichia leucophrys gambelii is the source of this 2522-nucleotide messenger RNA. RefSeq names its product ras GTPase-activating protein 4-like. The transcript is spliced from 20 exons. Gene Ontology annotation, biological process: intracellular signal transduction; regulation of GTPase activity. The record is from RefSeq and is a predicted model, not a curated record. The coding region runs from base 74 to 2479 and encodes 801 amino acids. Lineage: Eukaryota; Metazoa; Chordata; Aves; Passeriformes; Passerellidae.
GCCGCGGGUUCGAGGCCGCGCUCGGCUCCGUUUGGCUCCGCUCGGCUCCGCUCGGCUCCGCUGCCCGCCCGCCAUGGCCCGACGCAGCGCCCUCUCCAUCCGCAUCGUGGAGGGCAGGAACCUGCCCGCCAAGGACAUCACAGGGAGCAGUGACCCCUACUGCAUCGUGAAGAUCGACGAUGAGGCCAUCAUCAGGACUGCCACGGUGUGGAAGACGCUGUCCCCGUUCUGGGGGGAGGAAUACGAGGUGCAGCUCCAGCCGGGCUUCCACAGCAUCUCCAUCUACGUCAUGGACGAGGAUGCCCUCAGCCGUGAUGACAUCAUUGGCAAGGUCUGCAUCACCCGGGACAUGCUGGCAGAGCACCCCAAGGGAUACAGCGGCUGGAUGAGCCUCAGCGAGGUAGACCCUGAUGAGGAGGUGCAGGGGGAGAUCCACCUGCGGGUGGAGGUGCUGGGCAGCCAGGGCAGCCGGCGGCUGCGCUGCUCCGUGCUGGAGGCCAGGGAUUUGGCCAGGAAGGACAGGAAUGGUGCCUCUGACCCCUUUGUCCGCCUGCGCUACAAUGGGAAGACACAGGAGAGCACCGUGGUCAAGAAAUCCUGUUACCCUCGCUGGAACGAGACCUUCGAGUUCGAGCUGGCUGAACCCGCUGGGGAGAAGCUCUGUGUGGAGGUGUGGGACUGGGACCUCGUCGGCAGGAACGACUUCCUGGGCAAGGUGGUGUUCAGCGUGCAGGGGCUGGAGGCGGCUGGGCAGGAGGAGGGGUGGUUCAGGCUGUGGCCGGACAAGUCCAAGCCGACAGAGGAUGGGCGCCGGGGCAGCCUGGGCUCGCUGCAGCUGCAGGUGAAGCUUCGGGACGAGACGGUUCUUCCCUCCCAGUGCUACCAGCCCCUGGUGCAGCUCCUGUGCCAGGAGGUGAAGUCGGGGCGCCAGGAUGGCCAAGUGCACCUGGUCACCCUCCUGGACGAAACCGCCACGGCCGAGUGCCGCCAGGAGGUCGCCAUCAACUUGGUGAAACUCUUCCUGGGCCAGGGGCUGGUCAAGGAGUUCCUGGACCUGCUCUUUGAGCUGGAGCUGGCCAAGCCCUGUGAGCCCAACACUCUGUUCCGGAGCAACUCUCUGGCCUCAAAGUCGAUGGAGUCCUUCCUCAAGGUGACAGGGAUGCCAUACCUGCACUUUGUCCUGGGCCCCACCAUCACCCGUGUGUUUGAGGAGAAGAAAUACGUGGAGCUGGACCCCGGCAAGGUGGAGAUCAAAGAUGUCGGGUGCUCGGGGCUGCACCGGGUGCAGACGGAGGGCGAGGUGAUCGAGCAGGGCCGGCAGCACCUCCAGUCCUACCUGGGCGAGCUCCUGGAUGCCAUCGUCAGGUCGGCCCCGGCGUGUCCGCCCCUGAUCCGCGCCGCGUUCCGCCAGCUCUUCCAGCGCGUCGGGGAGCGCUUCCCGCAGCACCAGCACGCCAAAUUUGUGGCUGUCACCAGCUUCCUGUGCCUGCGCUUCUUCUCGCCGGCCGUGAUGACGCCCAAGCUGUUCCAGCUGCGGGCCACACACGCGGACGCGCGGACCAGCCGCACGCUGCUGCUGCUGGCCAAGGCCAUCCAGCUGGUGGGGAACAUGGAGCCGGCGGCCGGGCGCGCCAAGGAGACGUGGCUGUCGCCGCUGCUGCCCGCCCUGCAGCAGGGCACCGCCCGCAUGAGGGACUUCAUCACCCGCCUGGUGGGCACCGAGCAGGAGCAGGGCGAGGAGCAGGGUGAGGGGCGGCCCCCGCCCGCCGUGCUGAAGGAGGGGCUGCUCCUUGUGCACAAAACACGGGGCAAGGGGCCGCUGCUCGCUGCUGCCGCCGGCAAGAAGCUGCAUUUCUGCCUCACCGGAGAGUCCCUGAGCUUCGGCAAGAGCCCCGGAGCGGAGCGCAUCGGUGCCAUCGCCCUGGGCGACAUCCUGGCGGCCGAGAAGGUGGAGGAGAAGAGCUUCGGCAGCUCGCACGUCAUGCAGGUGGUCUACCUGGCCACGGGCGGGCAGCAGGAGACCGCCUACCUGCAGUGCAAGUGUGUCAACGAGUUGAACCAGUGGCUGUCAGCCCUGCGCAAGGUGUGCGGCAACAACCCCCGGGUGCUCCGCUCCUACCACCCCGGCGUGUUCCGCGGCGACAAGUGGAGCUGCUGCCACCAGCGCGACAGGACAGGGCUGGGAUGCGACCGGACCCGGCACGGCGUCACCCUGCAGGACUGGAGUGACCCGCUGGAGCCCGCGGUGGAGGCUCAGCGCCUCUUCCAGCACCUGCAGGGCCUGCGGGACACGCUCAGGGACAAGUACUGGGAGCUGCUGGAGCCGGAGCACGCCCAGAACGGACCCCGGGGGGAAGACGCUGCCCUGCCCGAGGGGCUGAGCCGGUUGCUGGCGGUGCUGGCGGAGCUAGAGCGCUGCCACGGGCGGGCGCUGCCCCCGCCGUCCCCGGCGCCGGCGCUGCUGCGGCUGCAGACGUGAGGGCCCGGCCGGGGAGCGCGGCCCUGCAAUAAAGGCACUUUGU